Botrytis porri is the source of this 2903-nucleotide messenger RNA. RefSeq lists its product as uncharacterized. Gene Ontology annotation, molecular function: long-chain fatty acid-CoA ligase activity. Lineage: Eukaryota; Fungi; Ascomycota; Leotiomycetes; Helotiales; Sclerotiniaceae. The record is from RefSeq and is a predicted model, not a curated record. Gene Ontology annotation, biological process: long-chain fatty acid metabolic process; long-chain fatty-acyl-CoA metabolic process. Gene Ontology annotation, cellular component: lipid droplet; endoplasmic reticulum; plasma membrane. The transcript is spliced from 5 exons. The coding region runs from base 609 to 2747 and encodes 712 amino acids.
AUCUUAUUAGGUGUUAUAUUUAUUAAUUGUUUCAGUCCCUUCGGUGACCCUCAGGAGGCUUGUGCCUCGAAAUCAAGGCCUAAACUAUGUAAUCACCGAAGGAGGCCUGGCACGCUUUCGUCCCAUCGCAAUAGGAUGUUUCUCUCCUCUCUCAAUCAAACUUGUCUAAACAAUAUUCCAUCUCAAUCUCAACCUCAAAUGAUGAUACCAUUCACACUUUUAUUCUCAUUAUAAACCGUCACCGACGAUCAGGAAUCGUCUCAAUCGAUCUGUCUGACAUUAAUCAAUCGAUAACUAUUAGGUCUCAAGAAAGAUGACAAGGCCUUCAAGUCGGAGGCGGCCUAACACCUCCUUCCGUAAUUUUAUGUCAAUGAACAAAGGUAUGAGGUGCAAGGAACAGCCUCGGCUUAUCACCAAAGCUACGAGGAUAUCAGUCACAUUCUUACUGAUUGAAGGGGUUUGGGUGACUUAAAAUUGGUUGAGUGUGUGUUGGGAUCUGGGAAUGUAAUAUUAUUGAAUGUCAAACUGUUCCCUUCAUCAGUGCUAUCUUCCUGCUCGAAGUUCUUUCUUUCAUUUCAAAAACUCAAUCGUCAAACCUUGAUUUCUAUAUGCCACCAAAUCUCACUAUGUCUUCGCAAGCCGAGACCAAGACUAGAGCUACGAUUUUCUCCCCCCGAAUGUCGAGAAAACCUCCCUUCACAGCAGAAGUACAAGGAGUUCCACAGGUGUCGGGUGAGACUAUCCCUCGUCGUAAUAUCCGAUAUCCUGAUCUUCUUUCCCAACCAGAAUCAGGUAUCGAGACAGUAUUCGAUAUCAUACAACGGAGUUCUCGUCGCUUUGGCGAUGCACGAGCGCUGGGAACUAGAAAACUUAUCAAGAAACAUGAGGAGACGAAAAAGAUAAAGAAGAUCAUCAAUGGGCAAACACAGGAGGUAGAUAAAGUCUGGACUUAUUUUGAGAUGAGUGGGUAUGAAUAUCUAAGUUUCAAGGAGUAUGAAGCAGCGGUAUUGAGCGUGGGAGCGGGGUUGAGGAAACUUGGAUUGGUUAAGGAUGAUCGAGUUCAUCUUUUUGCAAAAACGAGUGCCCACUGGCUGUCAAUCGCUCAUGGUUCCAUGUCCCAAUCCAUGCCAAUCGUCACUGCAUACGAUACUCUUGGUGUCGAAGGACUCCGUCAUUCUCUCAUUCAAACGAAAGCCAAGGCCAUUUUCUUAGAACCACAACUUCUGAAAACUCUACUUGAUUCUCUUGAAGACUUAAAGCAUAUUAAAUACGUGAUAUAUAACACAGACGGUGAUACAGAGCUCUCAUUAUCAAGUAUCAAAGAAAUGAAGAAAAGCCACAGUCACCUGACACUUUUGAGCUAUGAUGAACUCAUAGAUUUGGGACAUUUACAUCCCGUCAAAGCUGUGCCACCCAGGGCAGAAGAUCUGUGUUGCAUUAUGUACACAUCCGGAUCAAGUGGUACACCAAAAGGGGUCUCGCUGAAGCAUAAGAACGUUGUGGCUGCCAUCGCUGGAGCAAAUAGUAUUGUCGGCGACUAUCUAGGACCCUCAGAUACGUUGCUAGCAUACCUUCCCCUCGCCCACAUCUUCGAAUUCGUAUUUGAAAACGCAUGUCUCUACUGGGGUGUCCUAAUGGGUUAUGGCCAUCCCCGAACUCUAUCCGAAACCUCCAUGAAAAACUGCAAAGGUGAUAUUCUCGAACUAAAACCUACGCUUCUAGUGGGUGUACCAUCCGUUUGGGAGACCGUCAAAAAAGGUGUAAUUGCCAAUGUGAACAAAGGUGGCCCAGUUGUCCGUAGCUUGUUCUGGAGUGCUUUCUACUCGAAACGAUUGCUCUCCUCAAGCGGCCUACCCGGUGCCAGUAUUUUGGAUACCGUCGUAUUCAAUAAAGUCAAACAAGCGACUGGUGGACGGUUGAGAUUUUGUAUGAAUGGUGCUGGUCCCAUAUCUCAACAAACCCAAGAAUUUAUCUCUCACACCAUCACACCCAUGAUAUCGGGAUAUGGAUCCACAGAGACUACCGCGAUGGGCGCAAUAUGCGACCCCCUGUCCUUCAACCUUCAAGCCGGUGACAUUCCCGCCUGUAUCGAGAUUAAACUCGUUGACUUUCCCGACGCGGGAUACUUCGCUACUAACACUCCUCCGCAAGGAGAAAUCUGGAUUCGAGGGCCUAGCGUCAUGUCCGAAUACUAUAAUAAUGUUGUCGAGACAGCCGAAGCGCUUACCUGGGAUGGAUGGUUCAAAACUGGGGAUAUCGGGGAGUGGGAUAAGAAUGGACAUCUGAAGAUCAUUGACCGCAAAAAGAACUUAGUCAAAACGAUGAACGGAGAGUACAUUGCUUUGGAGAAGUUAUAUACGGUGCACACCCUUCACGCAUAUGUAUUUGGUAUGCUAAUUUCACAACAGUUAGAAUCAGUCUAUCGAUCUGCGACUGUAGUAGCGAAUAUAUGCAUCUACGCCUCGAUCUCUGAAACUCACCCUAUCGCAAUUGUCGUUCCUGCCGAGCCAGCACUCAAAAAGCUCGCCGAGUCAAUCGGUAUAGAAGGUCAUGGCAUCGGUGAUUUAGUGCACAAAGAAUCGAUUAAUCACGAAGUAUUGAAGCAAAUGCAAACAGUAGGCAAAAGAGCAGGGCUAGCUGGUCUGGAAAUUAUCAAGGGUAAAUUAGUAACAGCGACCAUGAAACUCAAUCGAAAAGCAAUUUUCGAGAGAUACGAGAAGAAUAUCAAUAUAGCGUAUGGGAAAUAAAUGCUCUCGGUUGAAGCGAUGAGAGGUGAAGAUUAGAAUCUGGAAUGACAAGAGAUGGAAAGAAACACGAGAAUGAGGAGUUGUAUUUGUAAUUUUUGGUAUCAUGUUUGAGCGCUUUAGUAUGGUUUGCUUCUAGGUCUAUCUAUUGAGUUUUCA